Arabis nemorensis is the source of this 858-nucleotide messenger RNA. Lineage: Eukaryota; Viridiplantae; Streptophyta; Magnoliopsida; Brassicales; Brassicaceae. The record is from the annotation of a GenBank genome assembly.
AUGUCUGCUUAUGCGCAUCAGAUGGAGAGGCAAUUCUCAGGUGGUCUCUCAAGCAGAGACAAUUCCGAAUUGAGAAGUGGUUAUUCUAUAGAUUCUGGAUGUUACAUGACAUCUUUAACAGCUACAAUCUUCAUUGCUUCACUUGUAACAUUUGGAGUUUUGCUUAUUACACUUCUUAUAGCUUUAUCAACAAUGUUACAGAGCUGCGAAAACCGAAACACUGGAAUCGUCGAGGUUCAAAGACUACUUGAUGAUCAUGAGAGUUUCAGUUACUGCAAAAUCUUGUCUUUACACUCAAAGCUCAAUGGAUUGGAAGAAGAAGACACUAUUGAGUUACCAUUGUUAUGCAAAGGUGUUGCUUUACGCAGAAUCAAACAAGGAAUCUACUUGAGAGAGUUAAACUUCACUAUACAAAUGGCUCUUACUUAUUUCAAAACCGUCAAACCGAUGAAAGAUGACCGCGAUGUUGUUGUGAUUGAUAUCGAUGAAAUCAAUCUAUUAGAACAAGAUAGUUAUACUAUUGAAGAAGCAAAGAAUCAGAAGAGGAAGCUAGUACUUGAACUAUAUUCUAAGCUAAGAUCACAUGGCUUUUUAAUGGUUCUGUUAUCAAGAAAACCCGAAAGAGAGCGGAACACCACAAUCGAGCAGUUAAAAUCUAGAGGAUACAGCGAUUGGUUCGGUUUGAUCAUGAGGGAAGACACAAGACAAAAGGAAGAGUUAGAAGGAGAAACCCGCGUAAUCGGAGUGAUUGGUAAUCAUAUGGAUGUGUUAACAGGCCAGUGGAAUUGGCGAAGCAAGCGUCUGUUCAAACUUCCAAGCCUUACCUAUAAUGAUGUUUUGGACUACAGUGAAAGGUGA